This is a messenger RNA of Mesoplodon densirostris (Blainville's beaked whale), 547 nucleotides long. RefSeq names its product mitochondrial import receptor subunit TOM22 homolog. Gene Ontology annotation, cellular component: mitochondrial outer membrane. Gene Ontology annotation, biological process: intracellular protein transport. Lineage: Eukaryota; Metazoa; Chordata; Mammalia; Artiodactyla; Ziphiidae. The record is from RefSeq and is a predicted model, not a curated record. The transcript is spliced from 4 exons. Bases 1 to 540 code for a protein of 179 amino acids.
AUGACUGAGAUUCCUGACACAUCACCCAGUUACCUCACCACCAACCAAUCAGAAGAAAGAGAUGCUUAUGAAUCUAUAAUCCUGCUCUUUUAUGGUCCACUUAAGCUUGGAAAGGAAAAGAAACCUAAAAAGUUUAUUGAGGCCGCUGCCGCCGGCCCUGGGGUGGCCCUGUCCCCGAAAGAAUUGCUUCCGAAAGGCGAUGCCGAGAAGCCCGAGGAGGAGCUGGAGGAGGAAGACGACGAGGAGUUAGAUGAGACUCUGUCGGAGAGACUGUGGGGUCUGAUGGAGAUGUUGUCGGAGAGGGUCCAGUCCGCGGUUGGAGCCACUUUUGAUCUCUCCCUCUUCGUGGCUCAAAAAAUGUACAGGUUUUCCAGGGCAGCCUUGUGGAUUGGAACCACUUCCCUCAUGAUCCUGGUUUUCCGGGUCGUCUUUGGGACUGAGAAGUUCCAGCUGAAGCAACGGCAGAUACUUCUAGGGCCUAAUUCAGGGCUGUCAGGAGGAAUGCCCGGGGCUCUACCUUCACUUCCUGGAAAGAACUAGAUUGUUA